GAAAUACUCAAACCAUUUCGGCAAAAUAGUUCCCUCAGUGUUUACUAUCAAGGCCACGAAAGUUUUCAGGAAAAGUCGUCGCGGAAGAAAUAUAUUAAGAGUGAAAAAUCAGUUAAGGAAUGGCAGACUUUGACAUGAAGAUGACUGAAGAGGAGCGAGAUUCAGACCAGCGUUACCCGUUUUCACGAUGCAGUUCAACUGGCUCGAUCCAUACCCUCACUUCUUCAGCUAACAACACAGAUGUAACGGAUGAUGAGGACAGCGACCGUGGCAAUCAGAUGAGCUAUAAGGAAAGACGUCGGGAAGCCCACACUCAGGCAGAACAGAAGAGACGUAACGCGAUAAACAAAGGGUACGACUCGCUUCAGGAUCUCGUCCCAACCUGCCAGAACUCUUUAAAAAGGGCCCGGGGUACAAGAUUCCAAAGGGAACGGUGUGCGGAAAAAGUAAACGACUACUACAGAUGUAGAUGGGGACCCCAUUAA
Molecule: messenger RNA, 485 nt
Organism: Penaeus monodon (black tiger shrimp)
Lineage: Eukaryota; Metazoa; Arthropoda; Malacostraca; Decapoda; Penaeidae
Product: max-like protein X
Exons: 5
Coding region: 120-485 (121 amino acids)
Biological process (GO): regulation of transcription by RNA polymerase II
Cellular component (GO): nucleus
Molecular function (GO): RNA polymerase II cis-regulatory region sequence-specific DNA binding; protein dimerization activity; DNA-binding transcription factor activity, RNA polymerase II-specific
Source: RefSeq, a predicted model, not a curated record